Molecule: messenger RNA, 3355 nt
Organism: Orycteropus afer afer
Lineage: Eukaryota; Metazoa; Chordata; Mammalia; Tubulidentata; Orycteropodidae
Gene: STK10
Product: serine/threonine kinase 10
Biological process (GO): protein phosphorylation
Molecular function (GO): ATP binding; protein serine/threonine kinase activity
Source: RefSeq, a predicted model, not a curated record
GGAGGCGGCCCUGGAGACAAGGCUGAGCGGGGGCGGGACCGCGGCAGUCUGUGCGGUUCCGGGUCUCUUGCCGCGGCUCAACCCAGGGCGCACUUGAACGGGUGGUGCUGGGCGAAGGGUGGGUCUGGGGAGAACCCCCGAGCUCCGCGGCGUCCCCCACCUUCCUCCUCGCGGCAGCUGAGCCACAGCCCGAGCCGGCGCCACCUCGCCCCCCGGCUCGCACGCCCCCAGCCAUGGCUUUCGCCAAUUUCCGUCGCAUCCUGCGCCUGUCCACCUUCGAGAAGAGAAAGUCCCGCGAAUAUGAGCACGUCCGCCGGGACCUGGACCCCAACGAGGUGUGGGAGAUCGUGGGCGAGCUGGGCGACGGCGCCUUCGGCAAGGUUUACAAGGCCAAGAACAAGGAGACAGGUGCCUUGGCUGCAGCCAAAGUAAUUGAGACCAAGAGUGAGGAGGAGCUAGAGGACUACAUCGUGGAGAUUGAGAUUCUGGCCACCUGCGACCACCCCUACAUCGUGAAGCUCCUGGGGGCUUACUACUACGACGGGAAGCUAUGGAUCAUGAUCGAGUUCUGUCCUGGGGGAGCCGUGGACGCCAUCAUGCUGGAGCUGGAUAGGGGCCUCACCGAGCCCCAGAUUCAGGUCAUUUGCCGCCAGAUGCUGGAAGCCCUCAACUUCCUCCACAGCAAGAGGAUCAUCCACCGAGAUCUGAAAGCCGGCAAUGUGCUGAUGACCCUCGAGGGCGAUAUCAGGCUGGCUGACUUUGGUGUGUCUGCCAAGAAUCUGAAAACUCUGCAGAAACGAGACUCCUUUAUAGGAACGCCAUACUGGAUGGCGCCCGAGGUGGUAAUGUGUGAGACCAUGAAGGAUACCCCAUAUGACUACAAAGCCGACAUCUGGUCCUUGGGCAUCACCCUGAUUGAGAUGGCCCAGAUUGAACCCCCACACCACGAGCUCAACCCCAUGCGGGUCCUGCUCAAGAUCGCCAAGUCAGAGCCGCCCACCCUGCUCAGCCCUUCUAAGUGGUCAGUGGAAUUCCGAGAUUUCCUGAAGGUGGCCCUGGAUAAGAACCCAGAAACUCGGCCCAGUGCUGCACAGCUCCUAGAGCAUCCCUUUGUCAGCAGCAUCACCAAUAAUAAGGCUCUGAGGGAGCUGGUGGCAGAGGCCAAGGCUGAAGUGAUGGAGGAGAUCGAAGAUGGCCGGGAAGAGGCAGAAGAGGAAGACACGGUGGAUGCUACCUCUUCUCUAGGGAACCACACUCAGGAUUCUUCUGAGGUGAGUCAGCUGAGCCUCAAUGCUGACAAACCACUCAAGGAAUCAUCUUCCAACCCGCCAACACAAAGCCAGACUCAGGACAGUGUGAAUGGGCCCUGCAGCCAGCCCUGUGAGGACAGAUCCCUCCAAACCACUAGCCCCCCAGAUGUGGCCCCUGGAAAUGAGAAUGGCCUACCUGCACCCCUCCGGAAGUCCCGGCCGGUGUCAAUGGAUGCCAGGAUUCAGAUAGACAAGGAGAAACAAAGCACUGACUGGGGGGACCUCAGUCCAGCAGCCAACAGGUCCCCAAAGCCAAGCCAAAGCCGGCCUAACAGCAGUGCUCUGGAGACCUUGGGAGAUGAGAAGCUGGCCAAUGGUAGGCUGGAACCCACUUCCCAGGCAGCUCCAGGCCCAUCCAAGAGGGACUCAGAUUAUGGCAGCCUGUCCACCUCUGAGAGCAUGGACUACAAUACCUCCCUCUCUGCUGACCUGUCCCUGAACAGAGAGACAGGCUCUCUGUCCAUUAAGGACUCAAGGCUGCACAAUAAGACCCUCAAGCGGACACGCAAGUUUGUGGUGGACGGUGUGGAGGUGAGCAUCACCACCUCUAAGAUCAUCAGUGAAGAUGAGAAGAAGGAUGAGGAGAUGAGAUUUCUCAGGCGUCAGGAACUCCGUGAGCUCCGGCUGCUGCAGAAGGAAGAACAUCGGAACCAGACCCAGCUGAGCAGCAAGCAUGAACUACAGCUAGAGCAGAUGCAAAAACGUUUUGAACAAGAGAUCAAUGCCAAGAAGAAAUUCUUUGAUACUGAGCUGGAGAACCUGGAACGGCAGCAAAAGCAGCAGGUAGAGAAGAUGGAGCAAGACCAUGGUGUGCGCCGCCGGGAGGAGGCCAAGCGGAUCCGCCUGGAACAGGAACGGGACUAUGCCAGGUUCCAGGAACAGCUCAAACUGAUGAAGAAGGAGGUGAAGACCGAGGUGGAGAAGCUCCCCCGGCAGCAGCGGAAGGAGAGCAUGAAGCAGAAGAUGGAGGAGCACUCACAGAAAAAGCAGCUUCUUGACCGGGACUUUCUAGCCAAACAGAAGGAGGACCUGGAGCUGGCGAUGAAGAGGAUCACCUCAGAGAACAGGCGGGAGAUCUGUGACAAGGAGCGCGAGUGCCUCAGUAAGAAGCAGGAGCUCCUUCGAGACCGGGAGGCGGCCCUCUGGGAGAUGGAGGAGCACCACCUGCAGGAGAGGCACCAGCUGGUGAAGCAGCAGCUCAAAGACCAGUACUUCCUGCAGCGGCACGAGUUGCUGCGCAAACAUGAGAAGGAGCGGGAGCAGAUGCAGCGCUACAACCAGCGCAUGAUGGAGCAGCUGAAGGUACGGCAGCAGCAGGAGAAGGCACGGCUGCCCAAGAUUCAGAGGAGCGAAGGCAAGACGCGCAUGGCCAUGUAUAAGAAGAGCCUCCACAUCAACGGUGGGGGCAGUGCUGCGGAGCAGCGUGAGAAGAUCAAGCAGUUCUCCCAGCAGGAGGAGAAGAGGCAAAAGUCGGAACGGCUGCAGCAGCAGCAAAAACACGAGAACCAGAUGCGGGACAUGGUGGCCCAGUGUGAGAGCAACACAAAUGAGCUGCAGCAGUUGCAGAAUGAAAAGUGUCACCUCCUGGUAGAGCACGAAACCCAGAAGCUGAAGGCCCUGGAUGAGAGCCAUAACCAGACCCUGAAGGAAUGGCGAGAUAAGCUCCGGCCACGCAAAAAGGCUUUGGAGGAAGAUCUGAACCAGAAGAAACGGGAACAGGAGAUGUUCUUCAAACUCAGCGAAGAAUCAGAGUGCCUGAACCCUCCCACCCCAAACAAGACCACCAAGUUCUUCCCCUACAGCUCUGCAGACGCUUCCUAACGGCCACCUGGGACUGUGGCUUGCAGGUGGCCCAGCCUCUGGGGCCCUCCCAUUCUCUGUGAACAAGUAACUCAGGACCCACAUUCCUCUUACUUCUGCGCCAGCUUGAACCCAGCCCCUUGCCCUGUGUCACCCAGCAGUUCCUGGCAAACCUGUCCCAGUGUCCCUGAUGCUCAUAUGCUCAUGGAGGGGGACAUCCCAUUUUAUGAAGCCUGACCUUAAUG